AUGUUUGUGGGCUUUGUGGUGUUUCUCGUCCCCGCGCCGGCGCAGGCCCUACAGGCGAUGAAGCGCGCGCUGGCCCCGGGCGGGGUGCUCGCCAUGUCCGUAUGGACGAGCAGCCAGUGGAUGGACCUAAUAUACUACCCGACCAAAGUGCGGCCGGACUUGGGCAUGCCGACGCUGCCGAGCACGUGGUCGUCCACGGACGGGGUCAAGGCGCAGCUGGCGACGGCAGGGUUCAAGGACAUUGAGGUUGUGGAGACGGAGGGCUACAUGCCCUUUGACGACCAUGCGGAGAUUUGUCGCUUCAUCUUGACCAAGAUGCCUCCCAGUGCGCGGAUGGUAGCACAAAUGACGGACGAGGAGGUGGUGCGGACGCAUGAAUUGAUGGUGCAGGAUUUGAGAGAGUGGUAUCCGUCCGUUCCGGCCAAGAUGGUCGGGAAGGCGACGAUUGCGUUUGCAAAGAAGUGA
Sporothrix brasiliensis 5110 is the source of this 465-nucleotide messenger RNA. RefSeq lists its product as uncharacterized. Bases 1 to 465 code for a protein of 154 amino acids. Lineage: Eukaryota; Fungi; Ascomycota; Sordariomycetes; Ophiostomatales; Ophiostomataceae. The record is from RefSeq and is a predicted model, not a curated record. The transcript has a single exon.